AUAUAGCCCUCGAUGGUUUGACACCUCUAUAAAGAACAAAUGUGAAAAAAUGUCGCUUUAAAUUGGCAAUUAUCUUUGUAUUUAAGUGCUAAAAUAGAUAUAUACGCGCAGAUAUUGUGCUUGUACUGAAGUACAUAAUGGCCGGUCACAUGUCUUCCAAUUCGAAUGGAGAGUUGAAGAAACUUUCGGAGGAGAGUUUACUGCAACCGCCGGAAAAGGUGUUCGACAUUAUGUACAAACUGGGCGAGGGAAGUUAUGGCUCCGUCUACAAGGCCCUCCACAAGGAAAGCUGCUCCAUUGUGGCCAUUAAGCUGGUGCCGGUGGAGUCCGACCUGCACGAGAUCAUCAAGGAGAUAUCAAUUAUGCAACAGUGCGAUUCUCCGUAUGUGGUACGUUAUUACGGAUCGUACUUUAAGCAGUAUGACCUGUGGAUAUGCAUGGAAUACUGUGGGGCGGGCAGCGUUUCCGACAUAAUGCGCCUACGCAAGAAAACGCUGACAGAGGACGAGAUAGCCACCAUUAUGUCGGACACGCUGAAAGGACUGGUCUAUCUGCAUUUGCGCCGUAAAAUACAUCGAGACAUCAAGGCUGCCAACAUACUGCUCAACACGGAAGGCUAUGCCAAGCUAGCCGACUUUGGUGUGGCUGGCCAGCUCACAGACACGAUGGCCAAGCGAAACACGGUCAUAGGAACUCCCUUCUGGAUGGCGCCCGAAGUUAUUGAGGAGAUUGGCUACGAUUGUGUAGCGGAUAUUUGGUCCCUUGGCAUCACAGCCCUUGAAAUGGCAGAGGGAAAGCCCCCCUACGGUGAUAUACAUCCCAUGCGGGCUAUUUUUAUGAUACCUCAAAAGCCACCGCCCUCGUUUCGGGAACCAGAUAGAUGGAGCACUGAAUUUAUUGACUUUGUGAGCAAGUGCUUGGUGAAGGCUCCCGAUGAGCGGGCCACAGCUACAGAGCUACUGGAGCAUGAGUUCAUACGCAAUGCCAAGCACCGUACCAUAUUGAAGAACAUGCUGGAGGAGACCUGUGCCAUUCGAGAACAACAGCGGGCCAAUCGGGCUGCUGGCGGAGUGUUGGCCUCUAGUCAGGCCAAGAGUCUUGCCACCCAGGAGAACAGUAUGCUACAACACAUGCAGGAGGAAGAAACCGAGUUCAAUGGCACAGGGAAGACCUUCAUUGAUGAUCCUGGCACGCUGGUGCCUGAAAAGUUCGGUGAAUAUCAGCAAAGCUCGGCUUCGGAUGCAACUAUGAUAGCGCAUCCGGAACCAGAUAUUGACGAAGGCACCUUGGGACCGGGUGGCAUCCGAGGUUUGAGCAGGGCAGCGGCAAUAACGGGAGCCGGCGUGACUGCUGCGUCUGCUUCAUCUCCACUGGAUGUACCAGCAGUCGAUAGUGGUACCAUGGUGGAGCUGGAGUCAAACUUGGGCACAAUGGUUAUCAACUCUGACUCUGACGACUCGACAACGGCUAAGCGCAACGACGAUCAGAAGCCUCGAAACCGGUAUCGUCCUCAGUUCCUGGAGCAUUUCGAACGUAAAAAUGCUGGCGAUGCACGUGGCGAUGACAAGGCGACGGCUACAGAGUAUUCCCCAGCGGCAGCCGAGCAGCAGCAGCAACAACAGGAGGAGCAGCAUCUGGCCAGUGGAGCCAACGACGUAAGCAACUGGGAGCACAACAUGGAAAUGCAGUUCAAGCAGAUUUCGGCAAUCAAUCAGUACGGGCUACAGCAGCACCAGCAGCAACAGCAUGUACUCAUGGCCUAUCCACUGAUGAAUGAUCAGCUCAUUGCCAUCAACAAUCAACAGAAUCUUCUGCGCAGCAAUGCCACGCCUCUGGCUCAGCAGGGACACCCGGCUGUGGCUCCAGCUCAACCGCCGCCCGCAUAUCAGAACCAACAUAUGCACUCGCAAUCGCACGCAUAUGUGGAGGGCGAAUUUGAGUUCCUUAAGUUUCUUACCUUCGACGAUCUGAAUCAGCGUCUUAGCAACAUUGACCAUGAAAUGGAGCUGGAGAUUGAGCAGUUGAACAAGAAAUACAAUGCCAAACGGCAGCCCAUAGUGGAUGCCAUGAAUGCAAAGCGCAAACGCCAGCAGAAUAUCAAUAAUAAUCUGAUUAAGAUAUAGAAAUAGCGACUCACAAGUUUGCAAGGCAACUGAAAAUAGAAUUUCAACUCACCAGAGACCCUUUGCGUUUGGUUGAGUUCAAAGGAAGUGCGUUCGAGUUGCAGAAGCUAGUUCUUUCUCAUCCAGAAAUGUUUCUUCAUCUCGCGCAUCUUCCAUAUUGAUCAUUCAAUCCAGUGUAAAGGGUUCGAAAAAAACGCAAGAAAUGAAAACACAAAAGCUUUAUUGUAAAAUGCAGUGAAAACAGGAAUGAAAUGUGGUUAUAAACGUCGUCGGCAAAACAUACAAACAUACCUACAUAUAUUAAAUAACGUACGAAAACUUUUUCCUCCCUUUUUGAUUUUAAUUUUGUUCGAUCGCAUGUUUUGUUUUGUUUCGUUUCAUAUUUUAUAUAUUUUUGAAUUGUAUCAAUCUUCCAACGAAGACAUUCUCGAAUCAACAAGAUAUUUUAGCAUCUCGCAGCUGCCUGCCUCCAAAUUGAUAAGACUACGUAAAAUGUUCUUCCCGGUUAACUAUUAACCCUAAUCUCUUACUAUAUUUCCUACUUUUAUUUGUGUCUUCGUGCGAAUACCAACACACAACACAAACACACACAGAAACCCGUCAAGCAAUAAAUAUAAAGAAAUACGUUUUUACAACGCAUUAGAAUGCAUAUUUUUCGAAAGGUAUAUUUAUCAAAGCAAAAUGCACAGAAGCACUCACAUUUAUAUACUAGUAGUUUUAGACCUUAUAACUAAUUUACCUAAUAAAUAUAUAGUAAUAUAUGCAAACAAAUCUUGUAUACAGAUACCAUUGUAUAAUAUAUAUCUUUCGUUCUUAUUUACGUUAAAA
Messenger RNA from Drosophila obscura, 2951 nucleotides. RefSeq names its product serine/threonine-protein kinase hippo (gene hpo). The transcript has 2 exons. The record is from RefSeq and is a predicted model, not a curated record. NCBI's taxonomy places the organism in Eukaryota, Metazoa, Arthropoda, Insecta, Diptera, Drosophilidae. Gene Ontology annotation, biological process: regulation of MAPK cascade; protein tetramerization; protein phosphorylation. Bases 138 to 2123 code for a protein of 661 amino acids. Gene Ontology annotation, cellular component: cytoplasm. Gene Ontology annotation, molecular function: ATP binding; protein serine/threonine kinase activity.